This is a messenger RNA of Fusarium venenatum, 432 nucleotides long. RefSeq lists its product as uncharacterized. The record is from RefSeq and is a predicted model, not a curated record. Lineage: Eukaryota; Fungi; Ascomycota; Sordariomycetes; Hypocreales; Nectriaceae.
AUGUUUAUCCAAGACCAACACACGUAUGCUGCUUUGCCAAACGCGCUUUACGAAGACGACGAUGACUUCUAUAAAGACGCCGUACGAGCAGCUAUAGAAAGCCAUAACCUACAUAACGAUAAAUGCGAAGUUACUUUUCGACUCAAGUACAAGCUUACCUACGGGGGUCCUUGGUAUUAUAUCUGGCUCGAAGAAAAAGAGCUUCAACAAGUAAUGCCGAUCGUCGUAUUGGCCUACUGGAAGAACCUUGGAGGUCGUUGCCAAACGACACAAUUUCUCAAGUACCACGUGUUGAGGAUCCUGGAGGAAGAAAAACGACGGUACAAAGUGCAAUGGAUAGGCUACAGCGAAGAAGAGUUUUCAUGGGAGACCAAGAAGAAAAUUAAUGGUAUCUGUCCUUGGGCUGUGCUGGCGUGGAAGGCUCGAAGUUAG